UUGUCUGUGGAUCCUGGUUUGAUCACGUUUUAAGCUGGGAGGAAAACACGACCGACAAAAGCACCCUGUUCUUGUUCUACGAAGACAUGAAAAAGGAUCUUCCAAACGUGGUGGAGAAAGUAAGCGCCUUCCUAGGGGUCAACACCAGCGAGAGCGGGAUCGAUGAAAUCUGCGUGAAAUGUUCAUUCAGCGAGAUGAAAACCAACACGGAGAAAGAAAACUACAAUCCGAACCAGACGGUCUGCGCACUCACAUCCAACCGGAGGCUGAUAUUCCGGAAAGGUGCGGUCGGUGACUGGAAAAACCAUUUCACUCCCAAACAGAACAGGAUGUUUGAAGAGACGUUCGCGGAGAAAAUGAAAUCCAGCAAAGUGGCAAAGCAUAUCGUUUACGAAUUCUGA
Gekko japonicus is the source of this 401-nucleotide messenger RNA. Its product is annotated as sulfotransferase 1C2-like. NCBI's taxonomy places the organism in Eukaryota, Metazoa, Chordata, Lepidosauria, Squamata, Gekkonidae. The transcript is spliced from 3 exons. The annotation marks the transcript as partial. The record is from RefSeq and is a predicted model, not a curated record. Gene Ontology annotation, cellular component: cytoplasm. Gene Ontology annotation, biological process: sulfation. Gene Ontology annotation, molecular function: sulfotransferase activity.